Messenger RNA from Astyanax mexicanus (Mexican tetra), 4174 nucleotides. It is a transcript of the gene trib2, whose product is annotated as tribbles pseudokinase 2. Bases 1467 to 2501 code for a protein of 344 amino acids. Gene Ontology annotation, cellular component: nucleus. Lineage: Eukaryota; Metazoa; Chordata; Actinopteri; Characiformes; Acestrorhamphidae. Gene Ontology annotation, molecular function: protein kinase activity; ATP binding; mitogen-activated protein kinase kinase binding. Gene Ontology annotation, biological process: protein phosphorylation; regulation of MAP kinase activity; positive regulation of proteasomal ubiquitin-dependent protein catabolic process. The transcript is spliced from 3 exons. The record is from RefSeq and is a predicted model, not a curated record.
GGUGUGCGUGGAGCGCAGAGCGAGCCGAGCGAGCAGCAGCAGUCCGCUCCCGCACCGCACCGCGCUGAGCAUGAGCGCCGCGCCUCCUCGCCAUCAAUGGACCUGACUCACAGCCGUGCCAGCAGCAGCAGCAGCAGGAGCCCGCGGGACAGGAGGAUGUGUUGCUGAAAUAAGGAUCAGGCCUGAGGGCGAGUCGGCCGUCCCUCCUUCUUCUCCUCCUUCUGUUCUCGUUGUUCCAGCAUCCAGAUCUCCAGAAGUCCGGGGUUUAGCAGGAAUAAGACCGGGAGAAAAGUCGUCGAGGACAUCCUCUACCCUCUGCUUUAAUCAGAAACACAGAGACAGCGCGCUCCGGGGCUGUUCUGCAGUGAGGACGGGUCUCUGCACACUUCUGGAGAGCUGCAUGGAAAUGAUUUGUGGGAGAAGAAGGAGAAGGCCGCUUGUGCUGGAGGAAACCGGAGCCCUCUCUCAGGAAAUCUGAUCCCUCUCACCGGUUAGCAGGCUAGCUAGCUCCCCUCUCUCUUUCAUACAUGGUGAUUUCAUUGCCUUUUAUUUCAAACUGGAACAGGGAAAAAUAGCUAGCUAGAUUAGCUAGGUUAGAUUUGCAGGCAUUGGGUUUUCCAGCGUUUUGCACACGCCUGGUUGUUGGUUUAUCUGUAGUACAGUUACAGAGGCUUCUGUUAACCUAGCUAACCUAGUUAGCUAGCUGAGCUUCUGUAGUUACAACAGCAGGAGCAGCAGCAUCCACUGAGUCUAACCUAAAGAUAGGUUAGCUUACUGGCUAGCUAGUUAACCUAGCUCCUCAACAAAUGACAUCAACAUUAGCCAGAAAACUGAAUGAAAAACGCACUAAGCUAGAGCAAGCUUAUUUAACUAACUAAUAGUUACAUCCAGCUAUAGAGAGGCCUUAUCGAGGGACUCCUCUGUUUCUGUAACUGGAAUACUAUAUCUGACUAGUUAACUAGCUAACCUACACCCUGUGGUCUUUUCUCUGCAAAUUCUUGCAGAAGCUUUUGCUAGCUAACCGAACCGUGUUAAACUAGCUAGCUCUAAUCAACACUAAUCAAAUACAGUGCUAUUUCAGCCUCAGUUGAAACGUGUCUAGCUAAGCUAUUGAACAUUUGCUCAUUUGCUGAUCCACUGUAAGCACUUUCUGCAGACAUAGUAGCCUAAUCUAAGACUAUAGCUAGUUAACUAGCUUAACUAGCAGAUUUUAAGACCCCCCUAAACAGAUAUUAAGUAACUAUUAGCUUGAGCUGAGCUUUUAAGACCCCCCACCAACACAGAUAUCGAGUAGCUUUUUUUUAUUAUUAUUAUUGUAUAUUUUUCUACUACACUAGCUGGACUAUCACCCCCACUCUAGCUUAGCUUAGCUCUAUCUCCAGCCCAAGUUCACCCCCUUCCUCCUCCUCCUCCCUCGACUCAAAACAUCGACCCCUCUCCCUUAGGACGACCCUCAUCUACCACUCAUGAACAUACAGAGGUCAAAUCCCAUUAACAUUUCGCGUUAUGGGAGAUCGAGGCACAAAGCGCACGAGUUCGAGGAAUUGUCUUGCAUAAGGACAACCGAGUCGAGCCAGAGCUUCAGCCCCAAUUUAGGAUCCCCCAGCCCCCCGGAGACCCCGGACUCGUCGCACUGCAUCUCGUGCAUUGGAAAUUACCUUUUGUUGGAGCCGCUCGAGGGAGACCACGUUUUCAGGGCCGCCCACUUGCACAGUGGGGAAGAGCUCGUCUGCAAGGUCUUUGAUAUCAGCCGAUAUCAAGAGUCCCUUGCUGCCUAUUUUGUGCUGGGCGCCCACCAGAACAUCAACCAAAUAGUGGAGAUCCUCCUGGGGGACACGCGUGCGUACGUGUUCUUCGAGCGGAGCCAUGGGGACAUGCACUCCUUCGUCCGCACGUGCAAAAAACUGCGGGAGGAAGAGGCUGCCAGACUAUUCUAUCAGAUAGUCUCAGCCGUGGCACACUGCCAUGACAACGGCCUGGUUCUUAGAGACCUCAAGCUGAGGAAGUUCGUCUUCAAGAACGAGGAAAGGAACCUUGUGAAGUUGGAAAGUUUGGAAGACACAUACCUCUUGGAAGGAAGUGAUGACUCUCUCUCAGACAAACACGGCUGUCCGGCCUACGUAAGCCCGGAGAUCCUCAAUGCUAGUGGCAGCUACUCUGGGAAGGCGGCAGACGUGUGGAGCCUGGGCGUCAUGCUGUACACAAUCCUCGUCGGUCGCUACCCCUUCCACGACGUGGAACCCAGUUCACUCUUCAGCAAGAUCCGCCGUGGCCAGUUUAGCAUCCCGGAGACAUUAACGCCCAAGGCCCGCUGCCUGAUCCGCAGCAUUCUCCGGCGUGAACCGGGCGAACGUCUAACUUCCCGGGAGAUCCUGGAACACCCCUGGUUUCUGGCUGCCACCAGCCAGCCUGGAACAGGCCACAGCAGGGGAGAGCGUGAGGUGGACCAGAUGGUGCCAGAGGCCAACAUGGAGGAGGAGCUGGAGCAGUACUUCAGCUGAGCAGCACAAAAAAAAAACUUUCAGACAUUUUGCCACGUGUUUUAGACGACAAAAAAGAGAAGUAAACAGAAUACACUCAUUACAAAGGUGUCUAUCGUUAUCUCCCAUUCCAUCGAGGAAAUAUGGGAAGGUCUGGCUUGAUGGUGUGAAAGACCUUCAGCAAGAGCUUCUGGGCAAUGCAAAUGUUAAUGUUCAGUAAUGUAGCAAGACUUACAACUAUCUUUUAGUUUGAGUUUUUCCUUUUUAUUUUAAGUGGUGCUCAUGAGAUGUACGAGUCACAUUAAGCUACAAAACAAACAAACAAACAAACAAAAAACCCACAACGGCACAGGAGUCCUCAGCCAAGGAGAACAAAACCAUGAGGCAAACUGCAACCACUCCUGUUCUGAGUUCUGAUUCAUCAAGAACAUGACGUUGUCUUCAGAUACUGAACUUUACUCCAAAAGCAUUUUGUUUGCUGUAUCUAUAUUUAUUCUUUGUUAUUUUUUAGAAGUAUAUUACUUACACCAUUCUGCUCUUUCGUAGCCUUAUAGGCCAAUACUAUAGAACGUAUGUGCUGGCUAUCCGUAAAGUUACAAAAAUAUGUUUGUAAUUUCUUCUCUUCAGGCUUGACCCCCCUCAUUGUGUAAUUACGUUAACUUUCAUUGUUUCUGUCAUUUGUGUACGGCUGCACCAAGUCAGCCCUUUGUGUUGCAUUAAGCUCUCACUUUUCUCUUAAAAAGUUACUGCUGCUUUUCUUCUGCUCUAACCUGAACUGAACCUUUCUCCUUGAGCCUCCAAACAUGAUAAGCACUUGACUUGCCUAGGCUGGGUGAAUGGUCCGAUUCCACGUCUCUAGGCUAGCAUCUAUUUAAUUUUAAUUUCUUUCUUUUACAGAAAUGAAAGUGAGUUUGUUUCUUCUAAUUUAAAAUAACUGCUAUAUUAAAAAUAAAUAAAUAUUUUCAGGGUUUUCUGUUCAGUUACAGUUUCAUCAAAUAUUGUAGGCAAUACUUUUGACACAGGACAGUUUGGAAGUUAAGGCAUUAAAGACUGUCCCAAGGUUUAGAAUGAACUUUAGUGCCAGUAUUUGUGCCCCCACACCACCUAUGCUGAUAGUGUUUUUGUUUGUUUAUUUGUUAAAAUUUAGGUUUGGACUCCACAACAGUAAAAUGACGUUACUACGACUACACUGUCUCCAGUACCUCAUGUUAAUUUUCUACUGCCUGCGUGGGUUCUGUGAAAUGAUCAUAUUCUGAAUGGGUACAUGUGGACAUGUUUUGUCGUAUAUCAAUGUUACUUGAAAUUGUGAUCUCUAGUCAAUGGCAUGUGCCCUUUUUGAAUGCUAUAGCCUGCCUAGCAGGGGUGGGUGGGGGAAGCUUAUUUUUUUCCCUUCCCCUUUUUUUUCCAAGAGUAAAUUCUUGCAGACAGCUAUGAUAGGAGUCUAAGUUGCUUCUGUAAGCAUAGUUUUGUUAUUAUUAUUAUUUUUAAAAUAUGCAUUUUGGUAGGAAGAACUGCCCAUGCUUUAUUUGGUGCCGAUUAGGUGCUAAUGUUGAAGGAGAUUUAGUUUUGAUUUAUUUUAUUUUUUUGAAGGGGGGGCGUGCAUGACGGGAUAUCUGCCUCAGAUGCUCUGAUUGUAAUGUAACUGAUUUUGGUGUUUUGUCCAAAUUUAUUCAGUAAAUAAAUUGUGAACUGCA